Molecule: messenger RNA, 899 nt
Organism: Aplysia californica (California sea hare)
Lineage: Eukaryota; Metazoa; Mollusca; Gastropoda; Aplysiida; Aplysiidae
Source: RefSeq, a predicted model, not a curated record
ACGACAGACUCGGUGACACGGCUCAUGGUAUACUGUGCCUUCUACUUCUGCCAUCUAUUCCAGUCUGAUCAAUACUGACCAGGUGACUCUCCAACAAGUUAAAAUAAUAUACGAUUCUAAAGUUUGCAGAAUCGGACUGAUGUUCACAGACUGCGAUGGCAGGCUCAGGGUGGAGAAUAUUCCUCUGUUUUCUGAGCUUAACCUCAGGCUACUAUGAAUAUGAUGGCCCGCCUAACUAUGUCCAACAUGACUCUGAGCGUGGCAUUUAGGGCAACGCUCACAACUGUGGACCUCACUCACUAUAGCAACUUCCGCACAGUGCCCAUCAUCUAUGAUCUCUCCAAAGCAACUCUGGAAUUUGGCGGGGUGACUUAUAGACUGGAGCAGGGAAUCCCAAACUCGAAGUUACUUGUCGGUCAAACAUACAACUUGACGUUCUGUACAAGGAACUUACUGAAACCCUUUGUAUUGUCCAUCUGGGAUGUGGUUGGCGGUUCCUACGAGUCCCAGGACCAGGACUGCGUCCACAGCUACAACAUGCUCAUCAGCAGACAGCACCUGAAGGAGGCCAUCUUGUUCAAGUUUGCCGAAACCGUCGGCUGCAUGAGGACAAGGAUCUACGCAGUCUACGUCGGACAGUCAAGCAGUAAGGCGGCGCCAGGACCUCGACGCCCGAUGCAGAGCGGGAGAGUUGCGCCCUGGUUUCUGCUGUGCGCCAUUGCCUGUCUGCUACAACGACGCGAACCCUUGCGGUUGCCCGGCCCAGCAGGCCUCGUUUGAGAUCGUGUCUGGGAGAUGAAAUGUGGCCAAGGCUAUAAAACAAUUUGUAAACUUACUUAAUUACUUACUUAUGUACUAGAGUAAUAUUUUGCUUCCUUACUUAUUUGCUCGAUUUACCU